Urocitellus parryii (Arctic ground squirrel) is the source of this 2506-nucleotide messenger RNA. It is a transcript of the gene Naaladl2, whose product is annotated as N-acetylated alpha-linked acidic dipeptidase like 2. NCBI's taxonomy places the organism in Eukaryota, Metazoa, Chordata, Mammalia, Rodentia, Sciuridae. The record is from RefSeq and is a predicted model, not a curated record.
UUAUUCACAGAAGAAAGCAGGUAGUAUACUGUUACAAUACUACAGUAGAAAGUCAGAAGGUCACAAGCUUGCAGGGUAACUGACACAACUUGAAACUGCUUGGCUUCCUUUAAAAAGAAAUAACAAAAUGGGAGAGAAUCAAGCAAGCUUGCCUAACACAUCUUUGCAAGAUAAAAAGAUGGCAUAUCAGAAGGUCAAUGCAGAUCAAAGAGCUUCAGGACACUCACAGUACUUAGACAAUGAUGACCUUCAAGCCACUGCCCUUGAUUUAGAGUGGGACAUGGAGAAGGAACUGGAAGAACCUGGUUUUGACCAGUUUCAGCUAGAGACUGCAGAGAAUCAGAACCUUGGGCACUCAGAAACUGCGGACCUCAAUCUUGAUUCCAUUCAACCAGCAACUUCACCCAAAGGAAGGUUCCAGAGACUUCAGGAAGAAUCUGACUAUGUUGCCCAUUAUGGAAGAUCUGCACCAAAGAGCAACCGCUGCCACAUUUUAAAAAUACUUUGCACAGCCACCAUAUUAUUUAUUUUUGGAAUUUUGAUAGGUUAUUAUGCACAUACAAAUUGCCCUUCAGAUGCCACAACCUCAGGAACAGUCGAUCCUCAGUUAUACCAAGAGAUUCUCAAGACAAUCCAAGCAGAAGAUAUUAAGAAGUCUUUCAGAAAUUUGGUAGAACUCUAUAAAAAUGAAGAUGACAUGGAAAUUUCAAAGAGGAUUAAGACUCACUGGACUUCUUUGGGCCUAGAAGAUGUACAGUUGGCAAAUUAUUCUGUGCUGCUGAACCUGCCAGGUCCAUCUCCCAGCACUGUGACUGUGAGCAGCAGUGGCCAAUGCUUUCAUCCUGAUGGCCAGCCUUGUAGUGAAGAAGCCAGAAAAGAUAGCAGCCAAGAUCCGCUGUACUCCUAUGCAGCCUAUUCUGCCAAAGGAACUCUCGAGGCUGAAGUCAUUGAUGUGAGUUAUGGAACAGCAGAUGAUUUAAAAAUGAUUAAAAAAGUGAAAAAUAUAACAAAUCAGAUUGCACUCCUGAAAUUAGGAAAAUUACCUCUACUUUAUAAGAUUUCUUUAUUGGAAAAGGCUGGAUUUGGAGGUGUUCUUCUAUAUAUUGAUCCUUGUGAUUUACCAAAGACUGCGAAUAUUAACUAUGAUAACUUCAUGGUGACGCUGAAUCCAGGAGGAGACCCUUCUACACCUGGCUACCCAAGUGUUGAUGGAAGCUUCAGACAAAACCAGUCAAACCUCACCUCCCUGUUGGUGCAGCCCAUUUCUGCAUCCCUUGUGGCAAAACUGAUCUCUUCUCCAAUAACGAGAAGCAAAAGCAACAUCUGUAGCCCUCUCGAGCUUCCAAACAAUGAAAUAAGAAUUGUCAGCAUGCAAAUUCAGACAGUCACAAAAUUCAAAACAGUCACUAAUGUUAUUGGAUAUUUAAAGGGCAUGGCCUCUCCAGACCGAUAUAUUAUAGUUGGCAGUCACCAUUACUCUGGAUACAGUUAUAAUGGACAAGAAUGGGCUAGUAGUACUGCAAUCAUCACAGCAUUUAUCCGAGCAUUGAUGUUAAGGGUUAAGAAAGGAUGGAGACCUGACCGCACUAUUGUAUUCUGCUCAUGGGGAGGAACAACCUGGGGCAAUAUUGGCUCAUACGAAUGGGGAGAGGAUUUCAAAAAGGUUCUGCAAAAAAAUGUUGUGGCUUAUAUUAGCCUCCACAGUCCCAUAAGGGGGAACUCAAGUCUGCAUCCUGUAGCAUCACCAUCCCUUCAGCAACUGGUAGUAGAGAAAAAUAAGUUCAACUGUACCAGAAGAGCUCAGUGUCCAGAAACCAAUGUCAGCUCUGUACAGAUACAAGGUGAUGCCGAUUAUUUCAUCAACCAUCUUGGAGUUCCCACCGUGCAGUUUGCUUAUGAGGACAUCAAAGCAUUAGAGGGUCCAAGUUUUCUCUCUGAGGCUGUUUUUCCUAAACAUGCAACAAAAAUUGAAGAAAUGGAUCCUUUUUUCAACCUUCAUGAAACCAUAAGCAAGCUCUCAGGAGAAGUGAUUUUGCAAAUUGCCAAUGAACCAGUUCUGCCCUUUAAUGCUCUUGAUAUAGCUUUAGAAGUUCAAAACAGCCUUAAAGGUGAUCAUCCCAAUGCUCAGCACCUGCUAGCCAUGGCAUCAGGACUGCGGGAGAUCGCUGAACUCUUUCAGUCAGAUGAAAUGCGACCUGCUAAUGAUCCCAAGGAGAGAGCUCCUGUCCGUGUUCGGAUGCUGAAUGACAUCCUCCAAGACAUGGAGAAGAGCUUCCUGGUACAGCAGGUGCCACCGGGUUUUUAUAGAAACAUCCUGUACCACACUGAUGAGAAGACAGGCCAGUUUUCCAUACUCAUGGAGGCUUGGGAACACUGCAAGUCACUUACAUCAAAUGAGACUCUCCAAGAAGCCCUGUCAGAUGUGUUGAACAGCAUUAAUUCAGCUCAGGUUUACUUCAAAGCAGGACUUGAUGUAUUUGAGAGUGUCUUGGUUGGAAAGAACUGA